UAGCUCACCAGGUCCAUAUAAGCUUUUAAGGUUCCUAAAUACGCUUAUUUGUUAGCAUAGGCAGCCUUUGGUUACCAAAUAUGACCAGUUCCAGAGAAUUUGUGCUAAACAAAUUAGAUUAAUUCUAGAUAACGUGGCCAUCUAUUAUAUUUUGUUUAAGCUUGAAUGAUUGUCGACAGUACUGUUGUGCAUAUUUACAUUCUCUUAUAAGGUGUUUGUCAUGUUCGUUAGCUAAUAUUGUAGAUGUUGUGUCUCUUGUGGCUGUCUCAAAGUUGGAUUUUCUUAUAGUAGACUAGCAUUUUUAAUUUGAAUUAUUUUACAUGCAUGGCUGUAGUACAAAUAUCAACAGUAUUGUUUAUUGUUUGAUAAGGAGUCGAUUAGUAGUUGAUCAGAGCAUUGUACACUCCCUUUUCCAUAAUCUUACCACCAUUACACCAUCUCCACUAGCCUGGACUGUUGACACAAGGCAGAUUGGGUCUAUGGAUUCAUGCUGGUGGCACGAAAUUCUGACCCUGCCAUCUGUGUGCCUCAGCAGAAAUCGAGAUUCAUCACCAGGCUACGUUUUUCCAGUAUUCUACUUUCCAGUUUUGGUUUUGACGCUGGCAAUGUCAUCACUGUGAAGUAAUACUACAAGAUAAUAAAUCGAUGCCAGCAAGGUGCAAGUAGGCACAAUCAUGUCCAGAAGCAAGAGCUCAGAGUCCGUAAAAGUUGUGGUGCGGUGUCGCCCCAUGAAUGAAAAAGAGCGUGCUUCAAACUUUGAGAGAGUGGUCUCUAUGGAUGUAAAGCUUGGCCAGAUUGUAGUACGUAAUCCGAGAAGUGGGUUCACUCAUGAACACCCCAAAGUUUUCACUUUUGACUCGGUCUACGACUGGAACUCGAAGCAGGUUGACCUCUAUGAUGAGACAUUCAGGCCAUUGGUGGACUCAGUAUUGCUGGGCUUCAAUGGCACCAUCUUUGCUUAUGGACAGACAGGUACAGGGAAGACGUACACAAUGGAAGGGGUACGCAAUGACCCAGAAAAAAGAGGAGUCAUUCCCAACUCCUUUGAGCACAUUUUCACACACAUCUCAAGAUCACAGAACCAGCAGUAUCUGGUCAGGGCAUCUUACCUGGAGAUCUACCAAGAAGAGAUCAGGGACCUAUUAGCCAAGGACCAGUCUCGUCGCCUGGAGCUGAAAGAGAGACCUGACACGGGUGUUUAUGUCAAAGACCUUUCUUCAUUUGUCACUAAAAGUGUCAGGGAGAUUGAGCAUGUUAUGAAUGUUGGGAACCAGAACCGUUCAGUUGGCUCAACCAACAUGAAUGAGCAUAGUUCCCGUUCCCAUGCCAUAUUCGUUAUCACUAUUGAGUGCAGUGAGUUGGGUCCAGAUGGGGAGAACCACAUCCGUGUUGGGAAACUCAAUUUGGUUGACCUGGCAGGAAGUGAAAGGCAGACAAAAACAGGUGCACAAGGAGAACGACUAAAAGAGGCCACCAAAAUCAACCUCUCCCUGUCUGCUUUGGGUAAUGUCAUUUCUGCAUUAGUGGAUGGAAAAAGUACUCACAUUCCAUACCGAGAUUCCAAGCUCACACGUCUGCUUCAGGAUUCGCUGGGAGGUAACGCCCGAACUGUCAUGGUGGCCAACAUUGGACCAGCCUCCUACAAUGUAGAGGAGACUCUUACUACGCUACGAUACUCAAACCGUGCCAAAAACAUCAAGAACAAACCCCGCAUCAACGAGGACCCCAAGGAUGCCCUUCUUCGAGAAUUUCAGGAGGAAAUCGCUCGUCUGAAGGAGCAGUUAGAGAAACGAUCAGGGAAAAAGAAAAAGAAAGGGCGGAAGAGGAGGGUUGGGGAGGCAGGAGAGCAACUGGAUGAUGAUGUGGAAGUUGAAGAUGAGGAGGAGGAGGAGGAGGAAGGGGCAGAUGGGGAUAAGAACAUAGCUGAUUAUUGGCGGGAGCAGCAGGAAAACCUGGAGAAGGAGAAGAAAGCCAUCAUGGAGGACCACAGCCUGGUGGCAGAGGAGAAACAGCGACUGCUCAUGGAGAAGGAGAAGAAGAUGAAUGAUUUACAUCGGGAAAAGGAGGCGUCUGAGAUGUUGGCAGCCAAAGUCAAGGCUAUGGAGAGCAAGCUAUUGGUUGGAGGGAAGAACAUUGUUGACCACACUAAUGAGCAGCAGAGAAUUCUGGAUCAGAAAAGGCAGGAAAUUGCCGAACAGAAAAGGCGUGAACGGGAGAUGCAGCAAGAGGUGGAGUGUCGUGAUGAAGAGACUCUUGAGCUGAAGGAGACAUACAGCUCAUUGCAACAGGAAGUUGAUAUAAAGACCAAGAAAUUGAAAAAGCUCUUUGCCAAGCUACAAGCAGUGAAGGCAGAGAUCCAUGAUGUCCAGGAGGAGCAUAUUAAAGAGAGACAGGAGCUGGAGCAGACACAGAACGAAUUGACCAGAGAACUCAAACUAAAGCAUUUGAUCAUCGAGAACUUCAUUCCAUUGGAGGAGAAGAAUAAGAUCAUUUCGAGGGCCACCUUUGAUGAGGAGGAUGACAUUUGGAAAAUGAAACCCAUUACCCGUGUUCAAGAUGAUCAGCAAAUGAUGACAAGACCAGUGUCUGCAGUGGGAUUCAGGAGGCCGCUGAGUCAACAUGCACGCAUGGCCAUGAUGAUGCGCCCUGAUCCCCGAUAUAGGGCUGAGAAUAUCCUGAUGCUGGAGCUUGACUUGCCCACACGCACCACUAAAGAGUACGAGGAACCUAUGAUUGCGCCAAAGGUGGCUGCAGCUUUAGAAGACGCACUGAGAGAGGAAGAUGACAUUCAAGUGGAUGCUUCAGCUUUGGGCCAUGGAUUCAACAAGAAACCAAAAACAAGCCGUCCCAAAACAGGCAAGAAUGUGAGCACCCCCACGUCAGCCCACAGCCCCUCCAGCUCAGGAUCCACACUCUACCCCCAGUCUCGUGGCCUUGUGCCCAAAUAACACUUCUAAAUCCUUACUCCUACUCCAGAUCAUUUAGCCACCUAGACAGACUUUGUGUUUUUUGGCCAUGGUCUGGAACUACAAGUUGAAGUUUGGUAAUAAUAAAAUCCCCAGGUUCUAAAAUGUAUACUUAACAUGUAUACAUUAAUGUGAAGGCAGACCAAGAGACGACUUCCUCUCAUCAUUUAAAAAAACAAAACACCCUUCAGGGUUUUUUUUUUCUUUUUUCCCAGCAAACAUAAUUUGGACUAUAAAUGAGCAGGUUCUGCUGCUCACUGGUUUAAUACACUUGAAAGUGCAAUCACAAAAACAUGUUACAAAACAUGAGCUUUCCUGAAACAGGCAGACAGGUUUUGUGACAUUUGUGUUUAGAGGUGUGUUGCUGUCUUAUUUGGAACAUAAAAACUGUUUUUAGUGUCUAGUCUUGCUGAUAACCAUAAGCAACAUCCUUUUCCUGUUCUUAUAGUGCUGUGGCACAGAGAUUUGAACCACAUUUGGCAAGAACGCCACUGUAUGUACAGAUGUUAGGUUGUAUCUAUCUAGGUAUGUAUUUUUAUUUUAAUUGUAGGUUUAACAAAUUGAAAGGCUCAUGAGGAUUUCACUGGGUGGGAGCAAGCAUUCCAUCCAUUUGCCUCCAAAUAUGCGCUGUAGUGUUAUCUGCUGAGUGAGAGAGCAGCACCUGCAUCCUUCCUCCAAUUCCUUUUAGCACUAGGAACCAAGGAUGUAAGGAGUGGAGGGUCAGGGAGUGGGUCUGGACUGAUGUUUAGUUAGAGCUGUAAUGCUGUUCUAUUUGGGUCACCCAAGUUGGAAGGAUUGGAGUGGGGAACUAAACAGGUCAACACACUGAAUAAUCAGGGUUCCAAGGUGCCUUACCUUCCCUUUUUACACAGUAAAAGAAGUCUUUUGGUCUUCCCUUUGGUCAGAGUGUCCUUUGGAAUAAACCAAUGCAAUGAAGCAACAAAGGAGUGUAAGUUUAGACCAUCACAGUUGUUUUGGAGUACCACUGUGCUUUUCCUUUCAGAGCAUGUGUAGAUGGAGAGUUUGUUACUUUAUUUUGCCCUAUAAAAGCCCCUGUUUAUAGAACACUUAAAACAAAACUUAUUUAUCUGCUUUCUUCUCAGCAGCCACACAGUGUUAGUAUAAAUGUGAUGCUGGGAGAAUUUGUAAAAAAUUUUGUUUUUGUAACACUAAUAAACUGCAAUAUUCUCCUUACCCCUCCCUCUGCCUUACCAAUAAGGGUGACGCCAUUGCUUGCUGCUACUGUAGGGUUUAAUUAAACCCAUGUAUACAGUGUGUGUGUGUGUGUAUGUAGAAAUGUCAGUACAUAAUUCUCAACUAUACUGUUGAAAUAAAAUAGCAAAAAAAGAUGAAGUGUCAUAUAGCAACAUUUAAAAUGAUAACUUACAGUGCAUCCGGAAAGUAUUCACAGCGCUUCACAAUUUCCACAUUCUGUUAUGUUACAGCCUUAUUCCAAAAUGGAUUAAAUUCAUUAUUUUCCUCAAAAUUCUACAAACAGUACCCCAUAAUGAUGACAUAAAAUAAGUUUGUUUGAAAUCUUUGCAAACUUAUUAAAAAAAAAAAAAAAAAAUCACAUGUACAUAAGUAUUCACAGCCUUUGCCAUGACACUCAAAAUUGAGCUCAGGUGCAUCCUGUUUCCACUGAUCAUCCUUGAGAUGUUUCUACAACUUGAUUGGAGUCCACCGGUGGUAAAUUCAGUUGAUUGGACAUGAUUUGGAAAGGUACACACCUGUCUAUAUAAGAUCCCACAGUUAACAAUGCAUGUCAUAGCACAAACCAAGCCAUGAAGUCCAAGGACUUGUCUGUAGACCUCAGAGACAGGAUUGUAUCGAGGCACAGAUCUGGGGAAGGGUACAGAAACAUUUCUGCAGCAUUGAAGGUCACAAUGAGCACAGUGGCCUCCAUUAUCCAUAAAUGGAAGAAGUUUGGAACCAGCAGGACUCUUCCUAGAGCUGGCCGCCCAGCCAAACUGAACAAUCGGGGGAAGAAGGGCCUUAGUCGGAUGUGACCAAAAACUGCAUGGUCACUCCAGCAUGUCUUCUGUGGAGAGAGGAGACCCUUCCAGAAGAACAACCAUCUCUGCAGCACUACACCAAUCAGGCCUGUAUGGUAGAGUGGCCAGAUAGAAGCCAUUCCUCAGUAAAAGGCACAUGAAAACCUGGAGUUUGCCAAAAGGCACCUGAAGGACUCUCAGACCAAGACAAAAAUUGAACUCUUUGGCCUGAUUGGCAAGCGACAUGUCUGGAGCAAACCAGGCACCAGUCAUCACCUGGACAAUACCAUUUUUCAAUGGCAGGAACUGGGAGACUACUCAGGAUCGAGGGAAAGAUGAAUGCAGCAAUGUACAGAGAAAUCCUUGAUGAAAACCUGCUCCAGAGAGCUUUGGACCUCAGACUGGGUUGAAGGUUCAUCUUCCAACAGGACAAUGACCCUAAGCACACAGCCAAGAUAACAAAGGAGUGGCUACAGGACAACUCUGUGAAUGUCCUUGAGUGGCCCAGCCAGAGCCCCGAUUGAACAUCUCUGGAGAGAUCUGAAAAUGGCUGUGCACCGAUGCUCCCCAUCCAACCUGCUGGAGCUUGAGAGUUCCUGCAAAGGAGAAUGGGGGGAAACUGCCCAAAAUAGGUGUGCCAAGCUUGUAGCAUAAUACUCAAAAAGACUUGAGGCUGUAAUUGGUGCCAAAGGUGCUUCAACAAAGUAUGGAGCAAAGUCUGUGAAUACUUAUGUACAUGUGCUUUUAUUGUUUUUUUUAUUUUUAAUAAAUUUGCAAAAAUUUCAAACAAACUUCUUUCACGUUGUCAUUAUGGGGUAUUGUUUAUAGAAUUUUGAGGAAAAUAAUGAAUGUAAUCCCUUUUGGAAUAAGGGUGUAACAUAACAAAAUGUGGAAAAAUUGAAGCGCUGUAAAUACUUUCCGGAUGCACUGUAUCAUACUGAACCUGUCUGUUUUAUAUUCAAGCAGCUAUAGAUGCCUUUUGUGUUUCUUUGGCAUAGAAUGUAUUGUUUUGUUUGUUUGUUAGUUUUUUUUUUUUUCAUUUGUAUUAUUUAAUGUUGUGUACAAAUAUAUUUUUGCAUUAAUGUUUUUUAAGAGAAUAUUUCAUUUUGUCUUGUUCCUGGAUUGUCUUCAGAAUUAAUUUCAAAACUUAAUGCAUCUUAACUUGUGGCAAUGUUUAGCUUCUUCUCAAUGCUGUGUUGUGUGUUACAUUGAUUAAAAAACAAACACAAAAAAAUACAGGACAGCCAUUUUGUUUAAACCAUGUAGGAAAAAAACUUUUUCUUAAAAAAAAACAAAAAUGAAAAUGCACACCCUCUGUGUAAUGCUUGUUUAAUCCAUUCAGUAAUAUAAACCAAAACCUAAACCAGAUCCCAGCUUUGUCUUAUUGCAUUUUAGGCCAUAAAACCAAAAUAAAUAUUUUACAUUAAUGCACUGAUUUUAACCAUAAAGGAAUGAGGAAAAACCUUUAGUGGUUUUUACCUGCUGGAAUUUUGUUUUAAUUAAAAUGAUAAUCUCAUUAAUGCUGAUAUAUUUAUUGUUUACUGUAUUAUUCUCCAGUUGGCUGCCUAAUACUUUGUAUACUCUGAGUGGAGUUCAGUGGAGUUGCAUGAACACUUAAAAUUAUACUUUAACUUUGCCAUGUGUACCUUGUUUUAAAGGGGUAUAAAUAAAUAAGCAAAUAUGUAUAUGUUUA
This is a messenger RNA of Ictalurus punctatus (channel catfish), 6653 nucleotides long. It is a transcript of the gene kif3b, whose product is annotated as kinesin family member 3B. The transcript is spliced from 9 exons. The record is from RefSeq and is a predicted model, not a curated record. Gene Ontology annotation, biological process: microtubule-based movement. Gene Ontology annotation, molecular function: microtubule motor activity; microtubule binding; ATP binding. The coding region runs from base 675 to 2948 and encodes 757 amino acids. Lineage: Eukaryota; Metazoa; Chordata; Actinopteri; Siluriformes; Ictaluridae.